AUGCACCAACUAAAGGCAGACGUAAAUCGCUGGAUAAUAAUCAACGAAUGUUUGAGGGAGGACAUUCGGAGAAAUCAACCGGAUCUGCGGAGCGUGUGGAACUGGAUUGUUCACGACAAUAAUGCCCUCUGUCACCGAGAUUUCAACAUGGUAUCGCUCCUGCACCCGUCAGAUUUAGCCGCUGCGGACCUUCAUCUCUUCCCCAAGAUGAAAAUGCAGCUGAAAGGUAACCGUUUGAACACCGUUGUCGAAAUCAAGAGCGAAUCGCAGAAGAUCCUUCACUCAUUUACGGAAAUCGACUUCAAGGUCGGGUCCCAAAAGUGGCGGGAACGCUAG
Molecule: messenger RNA, 336 nt
Organism: Octopus sinensis (East Asian common octopus)
Lineage: Eukaryota; Metazoa; Mollusca; Cephalopoda; Octopoda; Octopodidae
Exons: 1
Coding region: 1-336 (111 amino acids)
Molecular function (GO): nucleic acid binding
Source: RefSeq, a predicted model, not a curated record